This is a messenger RNA of Aspergillus ibericus CBS 121593, 947 nucleotides long. Its product is annotated as eukaryotic translation initiation factor 4E. The record is from RefSeq and is a predicted model, not a curated record. Gene Ontology annotation, molecular function: RNA 7-methylguanosine cap binding; translation initiation factor activity. Gene Ontology annotation, cellular component: eukaryotic translation initiation factor 4F complex. NCBI's taxonomy places the organism in Eukaryota, Fungi, Ascomycota, Eurotiomycetes, Eurotiales, Aspergillaceae. Gene Ontology annotation, biological process: translational initiation. The coding region runs from base 214 to 891 and encodes 225 amino acids. The transcript has 3 exons.
UGUUAGGAACCGUCCGUUGGUGUGUCCCGGAAUAGCUUCACCUGCACUUACUUCGGAUCCUCUUCACUCCGAACUAUAUUGCCUUCAAACACAGGGAAUGCCUGUAUCUCAUUCCCCUCUCACCUAGGAAAUAUAACAGACCACAUCCCACCAUCCCCAUACUUCCCCCUCACCCAUCCAACCAUCAAACCACCACCCCUCCAGCCCGCCAACAUGAGCAUCCCAAGCCUCCACAUCAACGACCAAAGCCCCAUAGAGGAGCACCCCCGCGACAAAGACCUGACUCGCAAAUCCCUCCACCAGAACAUCUUCGGCAAGCUCCGUCCCCUCCCCUUCCAAUACCACUGGACAGUCUGGUACGACCGACACACCGACAACCCAGACACAGACUACGACUCCCGUCUGUAUGUCCUGCACGAAGACGUCGCCGACAUCGCCACCUUCUACCGCGUCUACAACAACUACCCAUGGGACAAGAUCCGGCUGCGCGACACCGUGCAUAUCUUCCGGAAGGGCGUGAAGCCCGUCUGGGAGGACCCGGAGAAUCGCAACGGAGGGUGCUGGCGCUUUCGCGUGCCGAAGAGUAAAGCCCAGGCUUUCUUUCAUGAGAUUACCAUCUUGUGCAUGGCAAAUGAGUUUCAGGCUGUGUUGGAGAAGGAACACGACCACGUCCUCGGCGUCUCCACCUCCAUCCGCUUCAACACGCAUCUCAUCUCCGUCUGGAACAAGCUCGGCUCCAACGAACGCUCCAUCAAGGCUCUCGAACAAACCAUUCUCGAUCGUCUCUCCCCGGAACUCAGACCCACCGGGACCGGCUCCAACGCUUACUUCUAUAAACGGCAUGAUGAGAAUGAUGGGUUCCAGGAGGCGGUGGAGAAGAGUAAGACGUAGGUAGUCACUCUUCUGUUGCUUGGAGGGUUGCUACGUUGUUGUUAGCUGGUCGAAGC